Lampris incognitus (smalleye Pacific opah) is the source of this 1552-nucleotide messenger RNA. It is a transcript of the gene ckbb, whose product is annotated as creatine kinase, brain b. Lineage: Eukaryota; Metazoa; Chordata; Actinopteri; Lampriformes; Lampridae. The record is from RefSeq and is a predicted model, not a curated record. Gene Ontology annotation, biological process: phosphocreatine biosynthetic process. Gene Ontology annotation, molecular function: creatine kinase activity. The coding region runs from base 80 to 1225 and encodes 381 amino acids. The transcript has 8 exons.
GUCGGUGCGGCCGCUCCUGGUGUGAGACGGGCUUUUGUUUGUGUCCCAGAGAAAACCCUUCCAAGGAGAAAAAGCAGCCAUGCCUUUCGGAAACACCCACAACAAGCUGAAGAUGAACUACUCCUCCGAGCAGGAGUACCCCGACCUGAGCAAACACAACAACCACAUGGCCAAGGUGCUGACCCCCGACAUGUACGCCAGCUUGCGCGACAAGGAGACCCCCAGCGGCUUCACCCUGGAUGACGUCAUCCAGACUGGCGUGGACAACCCAGGCCAUCCCUUCAUCAUGACGGUGGGCUGUGUGGCGGGAGACGAGGAGACGUACGAGGUCUUCAAAGACCUGAUGGAUCCCAUCAUCGAGGACCGCCAUGGUGGAUACAAACCCACAGACAAACACAAGACUGACCUGAACCCCGACAACCUGCAGGGUGGGGAUGACCUGGAUCCGAACUACGUCAUAAGCUCCAGAGUCCGGACUGGAAGGAGCAUCCGUGGGUUCUGCCUCCCACCACACUGCAGCCGUGGGGAGAGACGCGCCAUCGAGACCCUCGCACUCGAAAGUCUGGAUGUUCUGGAUGGAGAUCUGAAGGGGACGUACUACGCCCUGAAGAAUAUGACAGAGGAGGAGCAGCAGCAGCUAAUCGAUGACCACUUCCUGUUUGACAAACCAGUGUCCCCGCUGCUGCUGGCCUCUGGCAUGGCCCGCGACUGGCCCGACGGCCGCGGAAUCUGGCACAAUGACAACAAAACCUUCCUGGUGUGGGUCAAUGAGGAGGACCACCUGCGUGUCAUCUCCAUGCAGAAAGGAGGAAACAUGAAGGAGGUCUUCAACCGAUUCUGCACAGGUCUCACAAAGAUCGAGGCCCUCUUCAAGGAAAGAGGACAUGAGUUUAUGUGGAACGAACACCUGGGCUACGUCCUGACCUGUCCGUCUAACCUGGGGACAGGGCUACGUGGGGGCGUGCAUGUCAAACUGCCCAAUCUCAGCAAGCAUGAAAAGUUUGGCGAGAUCCUGAAGCGACUGAGGCUGCAGAAGCGUGGAACAGGUGGUGUAGACACAGCAGCUGUUGGUGGAGUCUUUGACAUCUCCAACGCCGACCGGCUGGGUUUCUCCGAGGUGGAGCUGGUCCAGAUGGUGGUGGAUGGGGUCAAGCUGCUGGUGGACAUGGAAAAACGCCUGGAGGCCGGCCAGGACAUCGAUGACAUGAUGCCCGAGCAGAAGUGAACUGUCACUUUUGACCUCUUGACCUUUCUGACUCCUCUCCUUCACUACCCCCCACGCCCCUGUAUCAGAAAACCAGUAAUCUUAACUUCAUCCAGGAAGCUGCAGUCCGCUCAGUGUCGGCGGCAUCAGUUAGACCAGUCUUCCAACAUGUGUUAUGGACUUUUUAUUUCCUGUUGCAGAAAAUGUUGGAUGAAUCUUAACACCUGAAAUAAAAUCUCUUUGGCCCAUGGAUUCCACUUGUGUUUUCAUCAGGGAUUUUUUUUGGUGGGGGGGCAUUAGAAGGACCUCCCACAAAUCAGCUGAUCAUCAGAAAUUUCUGUAUUGUCU